AUGGCGGCUGCUUUGAACCUGAAGCUCCUAGCUGUAAACUUUCUCUGCAUAUUCCCAUUUCUCAUUUUCUUAUCUGAGGCAAAGAUCGCAUCCUAUAUCCAUGAAGAUGAUUCCCUGGUUCAGUCAUCCUUUUGCCAUGACACCAUCCUUAGCUUUCUCCCACCGCCAUACCGCCGUCAGAAAGGUUUCGCAUGUUCUCAACCUUGGGGUUCUUACUUUCAAGAUGGUGAUAAUGUCACCACCAUUGUUUUAUCGAAAGACAAAUUUUUGGGAUGGAUUGGAAUUGGAUUUUCGAAGGAUGGGGGAAUGGUGGGUUCAAGUGCAGUGGUGGGAUGGACCGGCGGAGUUAAGAAUAUCGACAAUGACAAGGAGGAGGUUGAACCUGGGAUAGCGAAAUUCCUUUUGGAGGGGAAGAAUAUUGAAAGCGUCACAUCGUUUAAGGGAGAACUUAAUUUCACUGAUACUCCUCCUUUUGUUAUUUGGAAUAAUAAUUCGUUUUAUAUGGGAUUUCAAGCCAAGUUUGAUGCCCCUCUUGGUCAACAAUAUAUGAUAUUAGCUAUUGGGAGUGAUCAACCUACUCUAACACCUCAUUCUAAAGAGCCCUCCGAUCGCCUCGUGCGGCUGACAAAGCAUACCGAUCAAGCAGUCAUGCAAGUUGAUUUCUCUUCAGGACAUAACUCUCGUGUUAAGAGACAUAGAGAUUUGAAAGCGAGUCAUGGAGCCAUGGGGCUAAUUGCAUGGGGCGUGCUUCUUCCAUUUGGGGCAAUCAUCCCAAGAUACUUCAAGCAUCAUGAUCCUCAAUGGUUUUAUCUUCAUAUCUCGAUCCAAAUAGUGGGUUUUCUUCUGGGUCUUGCUACUGUCCUCGUAGGAACGAUACUCUACAGUGGACUGGAUUCCAACCGCACUCCCAGAUUAAAGAUUCACAGACCCAUCGGAUCCUUGGCGUUUUUCCUUAGCAUUCUUCAGGUAAUGGCAUUGAUUCUAAGGCCGGACAAGGCAUCCAAAUGGCGCAAGUACUGGAACUUGUACCAUCACUGGGCAGGGAGACUUGCUCUCUUCUUGGGAGGUCUGAAUAUUGUGAUUGGAAUUUGGGUUGCAGAAGCAGGGUCUUCGUGGAAGAUAACAUAUGGGUUUUUUGUAACCUUCAUUCUUCUGACAGUCGCCGUUUUGGAAGCGUCCUUGGGGCUGGGGAGAUCCAAGAAGGCAGAUGCGAGUCCUGUUUUUGGAUCCAAUUAGGUUUUUUGUUCAUGUGUCUGCAGACUGCACCUUUAUUAGGACCCUAACAUGUG
Molecule: messenger RNA, 1289 nt
Organism: Vitis vinifera (wine grape)
Lineage: Eukaryota; Viridiplantae; Streptophyta; Magnoliopsida; Vitales; Vitaceae
Product: cytochrome b561 and DOMON domain-containing protein At3g61750
Exons: 4
Coding region: 1-1236 (411 amino acids)
Source: RefSeq, a predicted model, not a curated record